GUGAUAUCGGGGCAGUGGGUACCCGGAGCUCACUAUGUGCAGGGCUAUACAUCGCUUUCAAUUCACCAAUAUUUUCCUCCUCUCCAGCUACUUCAUUUCCCUCUCCGCCUCUGGAAGCGGUGUUACUGUGAGGGUCCAGCAGAGAGAAUUGAACGGGACCGUGACCCAUUCUGUCCUUCUCCCUGUCUCCUACUCCACACUCACACCCUACUCCGCUUUAAAUAUACAGUGGCUUCUAUUCCCCGGACAAACCCCAUUUGUGAGUCUGAUCCGAUCAAGCUGCUCCCGACACCCUGACAGACCCGGUUAUAACUGUUCAGAUCGCACGGAGACCGGUCCUUCCUACCGGCACCGAGUUCACCUCUACCCGGGGAAUGGAUCCUUGUUGCUGCGGGAUUUACAGCCCAGUGACAGCGGCGUCUAUGUGAUAACUGUUUAUGCUAAUGGUGAGAAUGCAGCCAGGGAAGACAAUGUGACUUUAACCAUCUAUAACCAGACAGAGAGUGAGACUCCUGCCCCAAGUACUCCAGAGUCAACGCAGACAAACACUACGCAGAAGAGUCCGGAGAUAUAUAUAUAUAUCAGUGCCUCUGUUGUGUGUCCCAUUAUUCUCAUCAUUCUCACCUGCUUGUACUUGUUAAUGAUCAAGCAAUACAGAGGUCGUCAGCCACAACAGGAUUCAGUUCUCAUGGAAACAUCUGUUCAGGCUAUUGCAGGAAGGAUGCAGGACUUGGCUGAGAAUGAGGAACCAACAUCGAACAGUGAGCUUGUAUACUCCCUUCUACAUUGGACUGAGCCAAGAAACCCACUGGCUCCAGGACCUCUCACACAAGAGCAACCUCAAGAGACCAUAUAUGCUUUUGCACAGAAAGCGGACUGCAGCUGAAGAGCCUGAGCUUCAGGGUUUGAAAGGGAACUGGAUCGACAUCCAUGCUCGACAGGAAGAGAUGGACAGUGGGCUAUGGGGUGACAUUAAUGGCCAUGAAGCCAAUGCAGCUUUACAGGGCCUUAUGCAGAUCCAGUGAAAGGCCUUUUUUGGGACACACUGAUGUGCAAUAAAGUACCGAAUGCAAUCAGGGAUCCUUAGAAGAUCCAGUGAAAGGAUCCCUGCUGCCCAUGGAGCACAUUCAUGUGUUAAUAGCACUGAGCCUUGAGGCACAUCAGAAAGGCCCCACCGUGUUGGGACCUCUUUGGCCAUGAUGCUGCCAAUACUGGGGGUAGGCCUCUGCUUUGCACGAUGAUCAGGUGACAGCAAGUCAGCUGCCUCCCUCCCCAUUGACACCAGUGGGAAUAAAAAUCCGGAGCGAUGUAA
This is a messenger RNA of Carcharodon carcharias (great white shark), 1312 nucleotides long. RefSeq lists its product as uncharacterized. The record is from RefSeq and is a predicted model, not a curated record. The transcript has 5 exons. The coding region runs from base 35 to 886 and encodes 283 amino acids. Lineage: Eukaryota; Metazoa; Chordata; Chondrichthyes; Lamniformes; Lamnidae.